AUGUCUCUAUCAUCCACCGCCACACCUCACACCAAACCCCGACACAGGACGUGGACUCGGGAUGGGUUUUUGAUCUCGACGGACCCGUCUCUCAUCGACAUCCCCACGCUCCAACGCGCCUUCGACUCAGAGGACAUGUACUGGGCCAAAUCCCUCCCCGAGGCAGACAUGCGGACCAUGGUCGACAGGUCGUUGUGUUUUGGUUUGUAUCCGCCCACGCCGUCGCCGCCGUCGCCUCCCGUAUCACCAUCGUCAGCCAGUGACGGUACCGCACCUCCAGACCCGGCGAGUACACCACUCCAUGAAAUCGCCGAGAGGGUACGUCAACAUCAGCGUCGGCGUCAGCGACUCACGACGGCACCGUCUCAUGUUGGUGGUGGUUCCAGUGGAAGCUCUUCCUCUUCCUCAUCACCAUCAUCAGCGGCAUCACCGCUGAUUGGAUUCGCUCGAGGAAUCACCGACGGCGUCACCUUCUUUUACCUCACCGACGUCUACGUCUCGUCGGAAUGGCGCGGCCAGGGACUUGGGAAGUGGUUGGUCCAAUGUGUCCAGGAGGCCAUCGAGGACAUGCCACACCUCAGGAGGAGCAUGUUGAUCGUCGCCCAGGGGAACAAGGAAAACGCAGAGGCGUUGUACUCCAGGUUGAUGAAGAUGGAGCGCUUCGGCCAUGCAGCGGUGCCUUUGAACUGGAAGGGGCCCGGGUGUUGUUUUUAA
Molecule: messenger RNA, 714 nt
Organism: Exophiala spinifera
Lineage: Eukaryota; Fungi; Ascomycota; Eurotiomycetes; Chaetothyriales; Herpotrichiellaceae
Exons: 1
Coding region: 1-714 (237 amino acids)
Molecular function (GO): acyltransferase activity, transferring groups other than amino-acyl groups
Source: RefSeq, a predicted model, not a curated record